Messenger RNA from Schistocerca gregaria, 3296 nucleotides. RefSeq lists its product as uncharacterized. The record is from RefSeq and is a predicted model, not a curated record. The transcript is spliced from 17 exons. Bases 248 to 3082 code for a protein of 944 amino acids. NCBI's taxonomy places the organism in Eukaryota, Metazoa, Arthropoda, Insecta, Orthoptera, Acrididae.
AAAAGAUUUUCAUUGAAUACUAGUUUUUUAAUGGUUUCCCUUUUCACAGUUCUCAGAUUACACAGAAUAAAGAGAACAAAAACAAAAGAAUACAGAAAUAUUUAUGGCAGUGACCACUGGGUUUCUGAAAUGCUACUUUGUAAUGAAAGAUGAAGAGUUGAAAAAGUUACGAAUUUUAGCAUUAAAUUCUACAUGAAAACUUUGAUAUACAUUUCUUCAAGCUGUACAGAAAAGUUUAUCAACAAAAAUGCCAUCAGAUACACUUGUUCCAUUACCAGCCCUUAUUGAUUUUGCACUGGGGACUCCUGAGAUUGGUGCUGUUAAUUUCAACAUUUUACAUUCUGUGUUGCAUGUUAUAGUACAACAAACAAACCUCUAUGAAACACAAGUUGAAUUUAAGGGACAUGAUGCUGACCGUCUCGAGACGUUAGUUAAACAGUCAUCUCCCAGACCAUCUGUAAGGCUUCAGGAGUACCAGUUACCUGUUGUUUCUUUCAAGAAGUCAAAAGAAGGUAUUCCCAAGGUAAAAGAAGAAACUACAUCAAAAGAAGAUAUUUCUGGGGCAAAAGAAGAGACACAAGUUGAUGAGCAACAUUCAGAAACUGAACUUCAGACAGUGGUAUUAGUGGAAUCAUUUGGGGCUGAAGAAUCUCCAGAAACAGAGGAACAAGGGCCUAGACCCUCAAAAACAGCAUCCCACAAAGCUCCAAGACCUUCAACAGCUGCAAGAACUAGUGAACAAGGUGUCAUUAUUAGAAAGGGGAGUUUCGAGAGACUUGAGAGGAAGGUCUCCAAGAUUCAAGCAGAACUUAAAAAACUGGAUGCACUUCCCACCAAUGAAGACCUCAUCAGACGUUCACGUGUAUCAAGUGACUCUACACCAGUAAAGGAUAUGUGGCAGUUCCUAAAUCUCACAAAGAGGUUGGAUGCUGUUGAGGAGGGUAUUGAGAGGCUCACUUCUGUGUUACAAGAUAUAGCAAAGCAGAUUGGCCUUUCAACUAUUUUUGGAGAAGUAGAAUCAGAGGGAUCCCGAAGUGGAAGCGCUGUUACAAAUCCAUUGGAGAUAAAAGAUGAAGGUGAACUUAGAGAACGACUGAUUCAUAUUGAAAAGAGACUUUGGGAAGUGGAACAUCGUAUGAAUAGUUCAGAUUUGCGUAUCCGUGCUUCUCGAUCAGAUGAGAGACGUGCCACUGGUGAGAAACGUGGCACAGCCGUUGACUAUGAGGGACUAUCAACAGAUGAAGCGGUAUCUGUCAUGAAAGGAGAGUUGACUACUGUUCAGGCAGAAAUGGAUGCACUUAUGCAAGAGCUUCGUCAACACAUAACAGCUACAGAAAACAUACCAUUUGACACACUGGCUGAUAGUAUGAAAAUACUAGAGGAACUACGACAAAAGAUUGAGGCACGUGAUCAAGAUGCUUUCCAACCAUGCGCAAGAGUGAAAGAUAUUGAAGAGCGAAUGGCAACCUAUGCGAAUAUGUUACAAAACAUGGAACUUAACUUUUCAUCUCAAGUAGAGAACUUGCAGCUCCAAAUAGGGGAUCUGGAGAAAGAGCUGGGAGUGUUAAUGGAAAAGUUUAAUGCUGAUGAAACAAUGCAAGAGUCAUCAUUACAGGAUCUCUCAGGCUUGACUGAACUAUACAACAAGAUACAAACAUUACAAAUUGAGAUGGACAAUGUGACCACCACAACAACACAGCUUAUGGAUGACCGUGAAGAACGACAAAUGCACAUUAACGCAUUGCUGGAGCAAAUAGAGCUUCUAAAGACAGUGAAAGCAGACAAAGAAGAUCUGGAAGAUGCACUUGCUGAGAAGGCAGAUCAUGCUGCUGUGAACAGGAAGGUUUCACAUGAUCAGUUUGAUGCUGCAUGUAAUGAUCUUGCAAGUGGACUUGAAGAUGCACUUUUUAAGCUAAAUGAGCAGAAAAAAUUGUGGGAGGAAGCUUUGAAUGAUGUGCAACAUGAAAUAGAGAAUAAACUUGACAGAACUGAAAUUUCAUCUCUUGUUGACUUUGUGAAUUCAAAACUGAAGAACCUUCAUGAAAGACUACAAGCGUUGGCAGCGAUUCGAAAAGAUAUCGAAGCUGCAGGCAUCAAGAGGAAAAUCCUCAGGGAUGUGAAAUGCAUAUCAUGCGAUAAAGAUGUAGUGAUGAAAAUAGAUAAUGAACCACCCUCAUCUCCAACUAAGGGGGCUAUGCCACCUUCAAGAAGUGUUCGUCCAUAUCUUACAUAUGAACUUGACAUGGUACGAAAACAACAAAGGAGGUUACCUCCAGGCAGAAGCAUGAUACAUUACGAAGAAGCGGUGCAGGAAGCAGAACGCAAGAUGAAAGGCAAAUUACAAACCAAGGCUGGUGAGAUACAGCCACACAUCUGCAACCGCUACUGCGGAGGCAGCCACACGGUGACGACGGCCCAGCAGCGCGUGUCUCGCGUGGGUCACUUCCUGGAGCAGUGGGGGCCUGAGGCGAUCCAGCUGCUGGAGGGUGGCGUGAAGGGCACGGACGGCCGCAUGUACAAGGCGCGCGGCAAGGUGGGCUCGCCGCUGGCCAGCCCGAGGAUGGUGUCCGUCACGACGUCGCCGAUGAAGUUCCCCCAGGGGGGCCUGCAGCUGCCUGUCGAGGACGCCGCCGGCGCCGUGCACGCGUCUCUGGAGGAGGUAGUGCUGCAGGCGGUGACGCUGGAGGCCGAGGCGGAGGCGGGGGCGAAGGAGGUGGCAGCAGCCCUAGCGCAGGAGGUGCCGGAGGCUGCGCUGGAGAUGGGAACUGACACCUAUGGUACGCAAAUGGCACAAGAGAUGCUACACGAACUGAUUCGUGGAGGGUAUCCGUCAGUGGUAAUGGAAGAAGAAGAGUCCGCAGCUGACGCAGCUCCUACGGAGGAAAGUGCACCGUCUGAAGAAGUAGCGCCAUCAGAGGGAGAAGCAGCAGGUGCAGAGGAACCUGAGGCCGCAGAAGAACCUCCGGCAGGGGAAGAACCUCCGGCCACAGAAGAACCUCCGGCCGCAGAAGAAUCUUCGCCUGCAGAAGAACCUGCACCAGCUGAGCCCGAAGGCGAAGCCGCACCUGCGGAGGAGUCUUAACUGCAAGUUUCUGUGGCAUUACGAUGUGAGCGGUCAUGUCCUUCUGCCAUUUAAAGCGCAUAUACUAUCUGACUGUCAUAUUACCUACACACUGUGAGCUCCACAAAAUUUUUUGUCAUAACCAUUAGACAGUUUUGCUUUUGUUUUGUCCUGAUGUAUACUGAUGUCAGCGGAAUGUUUUUGUGCUGGUAUUAAACUAUAUAUAACAGAAUAA